Callorhinchus milii (elephant shark) is the source of this 860-nucleotide messenger RNA. RefSeq names its product cAMP responsive element binding protein-like 2 (gene crebl2). Lineage: Eukaryota; Metazoa; Chordata; Chondrichthyes; Chimaeriformes; Callorhinchidae. Gene Ontology annotation, biological process: regulation of DNA-templated transcription. Gene Ontology annotation, molecular function: DNA-binding transcription factor activity. The record is from RefSeq and is marked provisional. Gene Ontology annotation, cellular component: nucleus.
AUUGUUGUGGUGGGGGGGGGAGGAGGAGGAGGUCUCGGGUUUGUUUAUGGAUCCGUUUCACCCGCGAGAGAGGCGGUGACUCGUUGUUUUCAGUCCUUUAGCUUUGCGGAGGAGGGGGAAGGCCUCGGGGGCUCCGGACUCCGGGCUCAGGCUGAGGCGGCAAUGGAUGACAGUAAGGUGGUGGGAGGGAAAGUGAAAAAACCUGGAAAAAGAGGGCGUAAACCUGCCAAAAUUGAUUUAAAAGCAAAACUUGAGCGAAGUCGACAGAGUGCAAGAGAAUGCAGAGCAAGAAAGAAGUUGCGAUAUCAGUACCUGGAAGAGCUUGUAUCCAGUAGAGAGAGAGCAAUUUGUGCACUGAGAGAAGAGCUGGAAAUGUACAAACAAUGGUGCACAGCAAUGGACCAGGGCAAGAUACCAUCAGAAAUAAAGGCACUUCUAACCGGUGAUGAACAAAACAAGGCCCAGCAAACUACAAACAAGCCAGGAAAAAUAGUGAAAACUGAAGCAAGCAACAACCUGGAAAAAAAAACUAAUCCCCAGUAACUGACAUAUUGCAGAAGAAGAUUGAGGCAAUACAUAUGCAUUGUCCUUGGUGAUGUACAUUUUAUGUAAUAUUCAAGAAUGACCAGUGAAAGAAGAUGAAGCUACUAUCAAAAAUAGUCUGUAUAUUCACCUCUUUGGUGGCAAAAUAACAAUACACAAUAGUAACUGCUUUGUAUUUUAUGAUUUCAAUCUAUAUAGUCAUCUGACUACUCUGUAUAUCUGUAAAUUGAAAAACUGAAUAGCCUCUGCCUAGGCACUUUAUUUACAUUUGUCUUUACAUUUUUAAAUUUUUGUGUUUAAAUUAAAAAUAGUGUGGU